AUGCACUCUCCCAAACAAAAAGAAAAAAAACCUCUCUAGCAAUACACACCAAACUGAGCAUGUGCAGAGUGUUUCCACGCGAUAUGUCUUCUCAGGAGAUAAGGGGGGGACACGGAGAAAAGAGGAGGAUCAGAGAAGUCAUGAUAAAACAGCCUUUUUACACAAUGCUGAGGAUUAACCCCUUAGAUUCCACAGUGAGUAUAACAAGCAUGCUUUACUGCCAGGGGCGGACUGACAACUCAUGGGGCCCCCCGGGAAUUAGGGGAUCAUGGGGCCCCUGUGUCCUUGCCCAAACUCAAAAAAAGCCU
Messenger RNA from Staurois parvus, 308 nucleotides. The record is from the annotation of a GenBank genome assembly. NCBI's taxonomy places the organism in Eukaryota, Metazoa, Chordata, Amphibia, Anura, Ranidae.